CCCCUGAAUACAUUAACACAUGAAUUUGUGUCUCUCACCUCCAAACUCAGCUCAAGUAAAUUAUUUGCAGUGCAUAAAUUUUGGGUUAUGGCUUCUGUUUGUGCUUCUUCUGCCAUUGCAGCUGUUGCCAUCUCCUCUCCCAGUUCCCACAAGAAUGGAUGCAUUGUGGGAUCAACAAAGGCUUCUUUCCUUGGUGGGAAGAAACUGAAAUUGAGAAAGUAUGUAGCACCAGCUGGAACACGAUCGGUUUCAGUGAGUGCAGCCGCAGCUGACCCUGACAGACCUCUCUGGUUCCCCGGCAGCACCCCUCCACCAUGGCUUGAUGGCAGCCUCCCUGGAGACUUCGGUUUCGAUCCUCUUGGUCUUGGAUCCGAUCCUGAGACCCUGAGAUGGAAUGUGCAAUCAGAGCUUGUACAUUGCAGAUGGGCCAUGUUAGGAGCAGCCGGUAUUUUCAUUCCAGAAUUCUUGACAAAAAUUGGAAUUUUAAACACUCCUUCAUGGUGCACCGCUGGAGAAUUGGAAUACUUCACUGACACCACCACCCUCUUCAUUGUUGAGCUGAUUUUCAUUGGGUGGGCGGAGGGCAGACGGUGGGCUGACAUUCUGAAGCCAGGCUGUGUAAACACUGACCCAAUUUUCCCCAACAACAAGCUCACUGGAACUGAUGUUGGUUACCCAGGUGGGCUCUGGUUUGACCCUCUUGGAUGGGGCAGUGGCUCUCCUGAGAAAAUCAAGGAGCUGAGGACUAAAGAGAUAAAAAAUGGAAGGUUGGCUAUGUUGGCUGUAAUGGGUGCCUGGUUUCAACACAUUUACACUGGCACAGGUCCAAUUGACAACCUCUUUGCCCACCUUGCUGAUCCUGGGCACGCCACCAUUUUUGCCGCCUUUACUCCCAAGUGAGAUAAUCAAGCUAGGAAGACGGCUGCCUUUUAAUUUCCAUGGUAACGUUAGAACUUGUGUUAAUUGCCUUUGUGUUUAUGUGUUCUAAUGAAUGGUCCUGUGAUGUACAAAUACCUCUGUGAACUUAGAUACCAUGAAUAUAAAUUCAGGUGAAAACCUAAA
This is a messenger RNA of Mangifera indica (mango), 1062 nucleotides long. RefSeq names its product chlorophyll a-b binding protein, chloroplastic. The transcript is spliced from 5 exons. Gene Ontology annotation, biological process: photosynthesis, light harvesting in photosystem I; response to light stimulus. Lineage: Eukaryota; Viridiplantae; Streptophyta; Magnoliopsida; Sapindales; Anacardiaceae. The record is from RefSeq and is a predicted model, not a curated record. Bases 88 to 900 code for a protein of 270 amino acids. Gene Ontology annotation, cellular component: membrane.